Molecule: messenger RNA, 2609 nt
Organism: Larimichthys crocea (large yellow croaker)
Lineage: Eukaryota; Metazoa; Chordata; Actinopteri; Sciaenidae
Gene: polh
Product: polymerase (DNA directed), eta
Exons: 10
Coding region: 204-2399 (731 amino acids)
Biological process (GO): error-prone translesion synthesis; response to radiation
Cellular component (GO): replication fork; site of double-strand break; nucleus
Molecular function (GO): damaged DNA binding; DNA-directed DNA polymerase activity
Source: RefSeq, a predicted model, not a curated record
CUUUGCGAUCCAUUCAUUAAAUUCAAAGAGAAGAAGAGGAACUACAGCUGAAUGAGGAAGGAAGUGUUUUAUAUUUCGGCGCUCGGUUUAAUUUCUGUGAGCAUCCAGAGCCGGUGUGAGCUGUGAGUUAACAGCUCCACCAAACCAGUGGCUGUAUAUAUAUUAUUUUUUUAAACCUCUCUGACGGACUCUCCUCUUCAGUGAUGGAGUACGGAAAGGACAGAGUGGUGGCGUUAGUGGACAUGGACUGCUUUUACGUCCAGGUGGAGCAGAGGCUCAACCCAGCUCUGAAGAACACCCCCUGUGUGGUGGCCCAGUACAAGACGUGGAAGGGGGGCAGUAUCAUAGCUGUGAGUUACGAGGCCAGGGCCCAUGGCGUCACCAGGAACAUGUGGGUGGACGAUGCAAAGAUACUGUGUCCAGAUCUCCAGGUGGCACGAGUGCGCGAGUCUCAUGGCAAGGCAGACCUGACGCAUUACAGGGAGGCGAGUGUGGAGGUGAUCGAGGUGAUGUCUCGCUUUGCUGUGAUUGAGAGAGCCAGCAUUGAUGAGGCCUACAUGGAUCUGACUGCGGCGGUCCAGCAGAGGCUGAAAAACAUGGCCGACACACAAAUUGAGGAUCACCUCAGGACGACCUACUUCCAGGGGUACCCAAAAACGGAACAGAAACAGGAAGCACCUGCAGAGGGUGCUGCCUUAGAUAAAGAGGAGCAGAGGUCCAGAGGUCUCCAGCAGUGGCUAGCGUCUUUACCUGUCCCUGCAUUGGGCGGGCAGAGCUCUGCAGAACUGCAGCUCACAGUGGGGGCACUCAUUGUUGAGGAAAUGAGGGCAGCUGUGGAGAAACACACAGGCUACCGCUGUUCAGCAGGGAUAUCUCACAAUAAGGUAUUGGCCAAACUAGCCUGUGGUCUGAACAAACCUAACAGACAAACCGUCCUGCCUCUGGACUCUGUGACAGAACUUUUUAACUCUCUACCCAUCAGCAAGAUCCGUAACCUGGGGGGUAAGCUGGGUGUCUCCAUUACAGAAACUCUAGAAAUAGUGAACAUGGGAGAUCUAACUCGCUUCUCUCAGGCCCAACUGGCACAGCACUUUGGAGAAAAGACAGGCCAGUGGCUGUAUGACUUGUGUCGGGGGAUUGACUUUGAAGCAGUGAAACCCAGACAGCUUCCAAAGUCCAUCGGCUGCAGUAAAAACUUCCCAGGCAAGACAUGUCUGGCUACCAAAGAGCAGGUGCAGUUUUGGCUUCAUCAGUUGGCCCUUGAGCUUGAAGAGAGGCUGAUCAAAGACAGAGAAGUGAAUGGUCGAGUGGCUAAGUCGCUGACAGUUGGCGUACGUCAGCUUGGGGAUAAGAGGCCGAGCAGUUUCUCACGCUGUUGUGCUUUAGUGCACUACGAAGCGACCAAACUAUCCACUGACAGCUUUUCCAUUAUCAAGAGCCUCAACACAGCAGGGAACCAGCAGGCAGCGUGGACUCCACCCCUGACCCUGCUACAGCUCUCAGCUAGCAAAUUCAGUGAUGCUCCAUCAGCAGGGGCCAUGGCUGGCUUUCUCUCCAGUGAUGUCACUUCAACUCAGAGUGUUUCCUCCACCACUCAGUCCUCCACCAAGGCACCCUCUGAAUUGAAAAAUGACUCCACAUGCACACAACCUGGCACCAUCCAGUCAUUCUUUCAGAAGGCAGCCGAGAAACAGAAACAGAAGGUUACAAAAUGUGAAGACGAGGCGGAUGAUGACGACAUGGACCCUUCUCAUAAAACAUCUGCUGCUGAUACUCAGUUGGAGACAGACACCAAUUCUGUUUCUUCAUUUACACCUUCCUCUCAGUCUAAAAAUGUCUCAGUGAGCCCCCAAUCUGGCAUUUCCUCUUUCUUCCACAAGAAGACCCUUCAAAGAAGCUUACAGGCCUCAGGCUCAACAUUGAACAAGCUUGACAUGGGACACAUACCUGAGCCUGUCAGUAAAGAGAACCCUGAAGACACUGUGAUGAAACAUACCUCAGAGUUUACCUCUCACCAGUCACAAUGUGAAGAAUUAAGGGAUGAAGUGGACAUUGAUCCGAAGUUAAAUGACCAGCCUCCCAGUGUGGCCAAAGAGGACCUGUUAACCUGUGAACGUUGUGGCGAGGAAGUGUUGGUCUGGGAAAUGCCUGAACACAAUGACUAUCACUUUGCCCUGGAUCUCCAGAAUUCACUCUCUUCAUCCGCAAGCUCAGCAACCGUCUCGUCCUCUACCCUCUCUUCUUCUUCUCCAUCUUCGGUCAGAGUAGGAGCAGCAGGCACAGCCCAGUCCUUCCGGGGCAAGACAAAAACCAAAGGCCAGUCAGGACCCCAACCGAAAAGGCAACGUUCCCAAGGCGGAAGCACAGGUACUCUGGAUUCAUUUUUUAAAAGGAGCUGAAGAUGUGCUGUAAAACUGCUUUUUUUUAAAAAAACACAACACGAAUAUCUGAAAAUGUCCUAAUGAUGAAUAUUAUUGUCCUUUUUAAAUUAUAAAAAUAUGUUACAGAAAGUGUUUAUUUAUGUACUUUGUUUCAAUUGUGCUUUUCAUUGUGAAGAGGAACGCAUUAGAUUUGUAAACCAGAGUAUAUUAAAGAUGCUUUUAACAUUU